This is a messenger RNA of Kluyveromyces marxianus DMKU3-1042, 870 nucleotides long. RefSeq names its product Nem1-Spo7 phosphatase regulatory subunit SPO7 (gene SPO7). The transcript has a single exon. The record is from RefSeq and is a predicted model, not a curated record. Gene Ontology annotation, cellular component: Nem1-Spo7 phosphatase complex. Gene Ontology annotation, molecular function: protein phosphatase regulator activity; phosphoprotein phosphatase activity. Bases 1 to 870 code for a protein of 289 amino acids. Gene Ontology annotation, biological process: nuclear envelope organization. NCBI's taxonomy places the organism in Eukaryota, Fungi, Ascomycota, Saccharomycetes, Saccharomycetales, Saccharomycetaceae.
AUGAUGAGUAGUGGUGGUGUUAGCGAUGAGGAUUCCAUUAAGGACCUGAAAUUGUCCAUAACGUCUACGCCGGUGCAUGGAGCCAGUUCAUCGUCAGAGUCGGUCAAUGAUUCGCCGUGGGCGAGACGAGGACAAGCGGGCUCUAGUGCUACACCCACGAGCAACAGGAGGAGACGUUCGAGCAGUCGGGCUUCGAGCAAGAACUUGAAGAGCAGUGAAAUAUCGCCAAUUUCGAUGAUAUUCAGGAACUUGUUGAUCUUAGAAGACGAUUUGAGGAACCAGUCGCGAGAGCAAAGGAUGUUGAAGUGGCAGUUCACUCUAUUCUUAGCAGGGCUAGCUGGUAUUGCAGCAUUUUCAUUCUACGAGCUCUAUUUUACAUCGGAACGUGUCACAGGGCUCUAUAGAGUAGGACUGCAGUUUUUGCUGAUAUUCAUCAGUGUGACGAUAGUGCUAUUCCAUCUUAGCGGGGAGUACAAGAGGACGAUGGUGAUUCCGAGGCGAUUUCUCGUGAAUGCGAACAAGGGUAUGCGACAGUUCAACAUGAAGUUGGUGAAGGUGAAGAGUACAUGGAUACAGAAGUAUGCGGAUACAGUACGACUAGUGGUUAGACGGGUUGCGAAGUGGAAUAUGAAGUUGCUAAUAAUGAUGGGCGCAUCGAACACGUCAAUCUACGCGUUCUGGUCGUCUCUCUCGAUACGCUGUCUGCCCCGGCUUGGCGCGGUGGACGUGAAGCUGGUGUUGAACGCCAAGGCGUUCAGCGCUGAGAUCCGAGAGGGCUGGGAGAUUUACAGGGACGAGUUCUGGAAACGAGAGACUGUGAGACGUCGCAAACAGGAGUCCCAGAACAAUACCCACCUGAAAAAGGAGUAG